This is a messenger RNA of Danio aesculapii, 2586 nucleotides long. It is a transcript of the gene pgap4, whose product is annotated as post-GPI attachment to proteins GalNAc transferase 4. The coding region runs from base 270 to 1460 and encodes 396 amino acids. Gene Ontology annotation, cellular component: Golgi membrane. The transcript is spliced from 2 exons. Gene Ontology annotation, molecular function: glycosyltransferase activity. NCBI's taxonomy places the organism in Eukaryota, Metazoa, Chordata, Actinopteri, Cypriniformes, Danionidae. The record is from RefSeq and is a predicted model, not a curated record. Gene Ontology annotation, biological process: GPI anchor biosynthetic process.
GUUUAGAGCGUAUUUGAGUACUUAGGCUAAAAACUGAUCUUUGACCUCCCUUUCACUCUUGGUUGCUGUUGACUAUUCAUUGGGUGCUGAACAUCCACAUUAUGAAAGUUACAGAUGGUGUAUGGAAAUAUCAAGCUUAUAUGAGAGUGCUACGGUGAUUCGUUCCGCACGUAAACUCAGAAGUGGAUCCCCAGCAACCUAUUCAGCAUUGGUAUUAAAGUAAACAACCACAGAAGUGAACUGAACAACCUCAUUUUAAUCAGACACAGAUGCUUCGAUGGAGGACUUGUACCAGCAAGCACUUUCAUUGGUCAAGCCCGGUAGCUCAAGGGUUGCUUUUGUGCACUUUAACCUUUGGAGUGAUACUACCUAUAUGCUGCCAUCGUCUACUUUACUCCUACUAUUUUUUAAAACCAAUAUAUCUUGAUUCGCUGAGCAAUGCAGCACUAAAAGAAAGCUACGAAAGAGGCCAGGAGGCUCUACGCUUUUGGGAAAGUGCUGCCACUACGAAAACCAUUAAUGGUCCAUUGGAAAUGAUUAUUAAGAAACCAGAUCUCCUGGUGACCGUAGUGACAACCAGGAGAUCAGAGGGCAAGGACUAUCACUACCUAUUACAGGUGGCUCUACAGCUGAAAACACUCCUCAAAACGUGUGGAAAUAAAGCAUGCGCCGAGGUCAUGCUAUGUGACGUGGAAAGAGGCCCUGCUUUAAAUGAGGAUGCUUUGCUUCUGGAGAAAGAGUUUUUGGUGGUUCGACGUUCUCCGGAUGAGCGAUGGCAGGACAGAGAAGUUUCCAACAUAUUUGAGAGGGAAAAACAAGAUUACGUUUUCUGCCUACGCAAAGGAUGGGACAUGAUGAAGCCAAAAAACGUUGUCGUCCUAGAGGAUGACGCGUUUCCAUUAACCAAUUUUUUUCCUUCAGUCAAAAAUUUACUCUCACGAAAAUUCGCCUUCAAUUCGUUAUACAUAAAGCUCUACCAUCCUGAGCGUCUGCAGAGAUACUGGAACCCAGAGCCGUAUCGCAUCCUAGAAUGGAUCGGUCUUGGUGUUUUCGGGGCUACAAUCCUCCUCCUUUUGUUGUUUCACUGCACGCCUCUUUCUUUUACCUUCUCGCUUGCUCAUUUUCUCUUCCUGGCUCUCUACAUAAUGGCCGUGGCUGAGCUGGCAGGACGGCAUUAUCUCCUGGAGGUCAGACGGCUCUCACCGCAGUUGUAUGCUGUGUGUCCUGCCACUGAAUGCUGCACCCCUGCUAUGCUCUAUCCAGGAAAUGCCUCCAUUCGGGUUGCCGAAUACCUAGACCAGGCCACCUGCGCUCAGGGUAAUGCGAAAGACAUGGUGCUCUAUAGGAUAGCCAGAUCGACGCCAGGUGAAAAGGCACACAGCGUGGAACCCAAUCUCAUCAAGCAUAUCGGUGCUUACUCCUCUGUCAGGACCAACCCGAAACCACCGCGAUUAAUUUGACAUCAGAAUGUUAUUUUCUUAUUGCAGUGGGAUAUGAAUCACAUUUCUGGUACUGUUUUAAACACAUGCUCGUAUAGGAGUUAAGUGUAAUGACAGAAAUCGUAUGCACUAAUUCAGGGUUUCUCAACCACGUUCUAAGAGAACCACCAACACUGCAUGUUUUGGGUGUCUUUUUUUGUCUAUCACACCCAUUACAGGUCAGUCUCUGCUAAUGAGCUGAUGAUCUGAAUCAGGUUUGUUUGUUUAAGGAGAUAUGGAAAGUGUGCAGAGCUGGUGGUCCUCCAGGAACAUGGUUGAGAAACCCUGCACUGAACAAUGAAUUAUGAAGUUUCAAAUUUAUAUAAGAGUUAGAUAUGUGACUCCUUGUUUGCUGCAACUCUAGACACAGAUGUUUUAAUAUUAUGACAUUUUUUUAAACACAUUUCUAUCUGACCUAAAAUGUGAAGAUUAAACUUUAAAUACUUUAGAGCAGGGGUGUUCAAACUUGGUCCUGGAGGGCCGGUGUCCUGCUGAGUUUAGCUCCAACUAGCUUCAACACACCUGCAGGAAGUUUCUAGUAUAUCUAGUUAGAGCUUUAUUAGCUGGUUCAGGUGUGUUUGAUUAAGGUUUGAGUUAACUCUUCAGGACACCGGCCCUCCAGGACUGAGUUUUGGUCACCCCUGCUUUAGAGUUUGAAAUAUUUUUUUAUUGAGAUUAUUGAUAUUAUUUUAAUACUUUCAAUCAAUAAUUUGUCUUUGUCAACUGCAGGAAUUAAAAUCAUCUUUCAUUAGUGAAUUUCAUGGUUUCUUUUAAUAUACCAUCCCAGGGCUGAAAGAUGAUCUUUUAAGGAAUUUCAAAGUUCACCCAGAUAUAAAAAUCUGUUGUUAAAGGGAUGGUUCACCCCAAAAAGAAUAUGUACUCAUUAUUUACUCACACUUAAGCGGUUCCAGAGUUUCUUUUUUCUGUUGAACACAUAAGAAAAUAUUUGGAAGAAUAUUAGAAACUAGUAACCAUUGACUUUCAUUGAAGUAAAAACAAACACCGUAGAGGUCAAUAGUUUCCGAUUUCCAACAUUUUUCAGAAUAUCUUCUUUUGUGUGAAGAAAGAGGAUUUGUGACAACUUCCAACUUUUAUUUAUAUAUAUAUA